CUCCACAGGGACCUCUCACCACACCCAGCACUGACAUGCAGCCGCCUCUGGGGUGGGACACGUACAACAGCUGCACCCGGGCGCUCAACGCAACCCCCACCCCUCCCACGGGGAGGCCGCGGCGGAGACGCAGGAAAGCGAGGGGGGGGCUUUCCCGCCCCGACUGUAGCCCCGAGCCCAGGCGCGGGACGUGGCGGCGCGCAGGCUGCGGUGGGCCGGGCCGGGCCGGGCCGGGCCGGGGGAUCGAUCCGGGCCGCCCAGCGGCUGUUCCCAGCUCGGCGAGCCGCGCCCGCUGCAGUCGGGCGGGGCCGGGGGAGGCCGAACGGGACCGAGCCGGCGCACGGGGCCGCGGGUUGUCUUGCCUCGGGCGGCGCGUCCCCGGCGAAGGCUCCUAGCCCCCGGCCGGUGCUCGCCACCAUGGGAGCCGUGAGGGAGCCGCUGCGCCGGGGCGCGCUGGGCUCCUUGCUGCUGCUGCUGCUGCUGGGGCUGUGUGGGGCGCGGGAGGUGCACCUGCCCCCAGGGCCCCUGUUCCGCGUGGAGGGCACGGCCAUCUCCAUCCCCUGCAGCGUCUCGGAGUACGAGGGCCCCACGCUGCAGCACUUCGAGUGGUUCCUGUACCGCCCGACGGCCCCCGAGAUCUCCAUCGGCAUGGUCAGCACCAGGGACCCCGCCUUCCCCUACGCCAUCUUCAGCCCCCGCGUGCAGAGCGGCGAGGUCUCGGUGCAGCGACUGCGCGGCGACGCUGUUGAGCUACGCGUGGCCCGGCUGCGGGCCGAGGACGCCGGCGUCUACGAGUGCUACACGCCCACCACCGACUCCAUGUACCACGGCAACUACAGCAGCAAGGUGGUGCUGAAAGUGAUCCCUGAUAUGCUCUGGGUCUUGGCCCCCGCACCCAGGGCCCCUCUCCGAGGCCGCAUGGCUGGCACCUCCCCGCUGCAGCUCAGCUUGUCGGAGGGCCAGGAGCUGCAGCUGAGCUGCACGGCCCGGAGCCAGACGCAGCAGCACACCCAUCUCUCCGUCUCCUUCGGGGUGUCGGCCCCAGAUGCCCCCGUUGGGCGCCAGACGCUGCAGGAGGUGGUCGGGCUGCGCCGCGACUUUGCCGUGGAAGCUGGCAGGAGCUAUGCCGAGCGGUACCGGGCUGGGGAGCUCUCUGUGGCCAAGGCAGGCAGCGAGCAGUACAAGCUGGCGAUUGGGCAGGUGCGCCCGGGGGACGCGGGCACCUACCACUGCACAGUAGGAGAAUGGAUCCAGGACCCCGACGGCAGCUGGCAGCUGAUUGCCGAGAAGCGGGCAGCGCUGGCUCAGGUGACUGUCCAGUCCAUCGCAAGCCAGUUGGCGGUGUCGGCCAGCCCGCCCGAGGUCCGGCUCAGUGCUGGAGACGCCCUGGAGCUUCUUUGCAACCUAUCAGGCCCUGUGCCGCCUGCGCCCCACGUGGCAUAUGCCGUGAGCUGGGAGGUGGGCGAGGGGGACAGGCUGCUGGUCGCGCAGCUGGACACGGACGGGGUGGCCAUCAUUGGGGAGAGCUAUGCCAACAGCCAAGUGGGCCGGCGCCAAGUCUCGCUGCAGAAGCUGACACCUGCCCCCGGCUCCUACCGGCUGCGGAUCGAGUCAGCCCAGCCAGGGGACGCGGGUACCUACCGCUGCAUGGCCUGGGCCUACAUUCGCUCCCCUGAUGCCCAGCUGCGGGAGGUGGCCAGCAGCCGCUCGCUGGGGCUGAAGGUGCACAUGAAAUCAGAAGCUGUGGUGCUGGAGGUCUACGCGUGGCUGCCCGUCCCCGCCACCUACCGCGGGGACACGGCCGAGCUGCUGUGCAACAUCUCAGUGGAGUCGACCCAGGCCGUCCACGUGGCCGUCAGCUGGUGGGUGGAGGUGACGAUGGGGGAGGAAGAGCCCCAGGGCCGGCUGGUGGCAUCUGUGAGCCGCGAGGGCGUGGCCGAGCUGGGCAGGCGGGCGUCAGGCGGGGACAUGAGUCUGGACAAGGUGGGGCCGCAGUGCCACCGGCUGCGGCUCCACGGGGUGCAGCCGUCCGACGAGGGGAGGUACCACUGUGCCGUCACCUCCUGGGUGCGCUACCCCGACGGCAGCUGGUACAACGCCGGGGCUGUGAAGUCCAACUCUGUCGCCGUGUAUCCCUACGCCCGGGUCAUGGACACCCUGUUCAUCCCCCUCAUCGUGGGCAUCACCAGUGCCCUCUUCACGGGCAUCGCCAUCCUCGCCACCAUCACCUGCUGCUUUAUGAGACAUCUCCGCAAGAGGUGAAGCACGCGGGAGACCGGCCCCAGGGCACUGCAGGUGCCUGCUCCAUCUCGCUUUCCUGCCAGCCUUCACUCAGGCCACUGGGCUCCCCUCUUUUCCCCCCACUUGUGACUUUUGACUUCUUACCUCCCUGGACCAGCUUGGGCAGCUUUUCAGCUCCUUGGACUGCACGCUGGCUUCCUCCUUCAUUUGAGUCAUUCCAUUUUUUUUUCUAAACUCAACCCAGAUCCAGGCAAGCGCCUGGUGAGAGAUGGGAGAGACCUUGGGUCCUGCAUCGGGGCCAAACUUUGCCAUGCCAAGAAGUUGAUGCAUCCAUCUGAGACAUCCAGGCUGGAGACAUCCCUCCCUGGAAGACAUAAGGGACAACGGCACUGCCUCAUCCUGCUCCUGGACUCGCUGCUUCCCUGAUCCUUCCCUCCCCGGCCUCUGUGUCCCGGGGUGGGAGCGUGGGGGCUGCUUUUCCCUCUGGGGCCAGUGCUGCUGGAGACUCUAUAUCCUCCACCCCCUCUGUCCGUAACUCUUGUUCUCCCCUCCCCUACCCUCUUGUGUGUUGGGCUGUCCUGUGGAUCUAGGCAUGUAUGGGCUCUGCCCCUGCCGUGUGCCCAGGGAAAGGGGGUAUCAUUCCCUAGGGGAGGGGCCCAGUGGCUCUAUGCUGUGGGGAACCUGAGACUUGAUCUACUGGAGACCUCAGAGUCAGUAACUUGCUUGUAGCCUAUAAUGUGGACAACAGCCUGCUACUGUUGCCAGCUGAGGGAACUCCUCUAGCCAGAGCAGUAGAGCCUUGUGCUUUAGAGCUGAAGGUCUUGGGUGCAAGCCAUGCUGAGGACCUAUGCUGGGGUCAUGGUUGUGUGACCUCAGGUGACCUGAGAGAGGGGAGGCGUCUGCCUUCGUUUAAGAGAGGAGAGGGACUCUAAUGCCAAAGGACUGAGGGCUCCAGCCUUCCUUGGUCCCCCCUCCCCUUUGAGGUUUUAAUUGCACCCCAGCUCUGCCUUCAGGAAUAGCCGAGCGGCCUCUCCCUGCCACUCCGUGGCUGGAAACACUCAGUACCAGUGGCUGGGCCUGCCCCCAGACCAGUCGCUUUGCAGCCAACAGGUCCGAUCCUGGUAUAUCCCUCAUGCUCACUGCACCUGUGCUCUCAGGCUGAUCUGAUGGCAUUUUACACUGACUGUGAGAAAUCCUGGCCCCACUGAAGUCAAUGGAAAAUCCCCCAUGAUCUGCAGUGGAGCCAGGAUUCCAGCUGUGGUGUAACCAAUGGCAGAAUCCAGCUCACGUAUUUCUCUUAAAGGGACACAUCAGUGGCCAUGGAGUUCGCGUUUGUUAAAUAGAUCCUAAAACCUGAUAUCUGUGGAGAGGGGCUAAAACAAUUGGUGGCAGGUUUUUAGUGAAACUUUCCCCCAGGUCCCUGCAAGAGUGAAAGUGCCCAGGUUGGCAAGAGACAUGCCAAACGAAGGCACAGGGCAGAGGGUGAGAACCGCUGCUGGCGUUGCUUGUCCUUUAUUCUCCUGGGUGCUGGGGAGUCGCCUAGAAUGCCAGGCUUUAGAAAAGAGCGGUUGGUUUUGAUGUUGUGCUUUUAAUGUAACAGGCACACGACAGCCAGGAUUUUUCAAAGCUGCCUGGAAUGUCACUGUUAAAACCAGGGCAAUCGGCCGUACGCGUUGCUGACACUGUUUAGAAAAACCUCUGCCUACGUAAUGGUCGUUCCUGUGACUGGUCUUGGCACAAUGGGGUGUUCCCCAAAAUUACCCUAUCAGACAAGCACAGUAUAGUAUGUGUUGGGAAAUAACACUUUUAUACAGAUAAGCACUAAAUAGAGACAACCACUGUACAUAGAUGUAUAAAUUAUUAGUCUCUUUUUAGAGAUAUAGGAUCAGAUCCUUAUCUGGUGUAAAUCAACAUAGCCCCUUCAAAGGGACGCCACUCGGCAGGAUCGAAUCCUUGCUGUAAGGGGCCAAGCCAUCUGGGCCUGAUGUAGCAAAGCCCUUAAGCAUCUUCUUAACUCGAAAUCGGCCACUUGUUCCAUUGAAGUAACUGGGAGUGCUCCCGUGUUUACAGUUAAACACACGCUUUGCUGAAUGAGGGUGUCUAACCCCAGCAGAGGAUCUGAUCCUGUCUAUCCACAGCGCUAUACAGGGAUCUAGAUAGAUUUAGUAAUGACGGAGUGGUGUAAAAUCUCUAGAGAUCAUCCCAAACCUUUGUCACCAUUUUAUGUUGCAUAUUAGAGAGGGAAGCUGUUUUCCGAAGCUCAGGGUUGAUGUGGAAUGUUUCUAGAAAGUCCAUUUUAUAAACAUUUCCGUUUUGGCUCUCUUGCUAAA
Molecule: messenger RNA, 4571 nt
Organism: Dermochelys coriacea (leatherback sea turtle)
Lineage: Eukaryota; Metazoa; Chordata; Testudines; Dermochelyidae
Gene: IGSF8
Product: immunoglobulin superfamily member 8
Exons: 7
Coding region: 418-2262 (614 amino acids)
Source: RefSeq, a predicted model, not a curated record